AGGAGGGAAAGCGGCGAGUAAGAUGGAAGAUGAGGAGGUCGCUGAGAGCUGGGAGGAGGCGGCAGACAGCGGGGAAAUAGACAGACGGUUGGAAAAAAAACUGAAGAUCACACAAAAGGAGAGCAGGAAAUCCAAAUCUCCUCCCAAAGUGCCCAUUGUGAUUCAAGACGAUAGCCUUCCCACGGGGCCCCCUCCACAGAUCCGCAUCCUCAAGAGGCCCACCAGCAACGGUGUGCUCAGCAGCCCCAACUCUACCAGCAGGCCAGCCCUUCCUGUCAAGUCCCUAGCGCAGCGGGAGGCAGAGUACGCAGAGGCCAGGAGACGGAUCUUGGGCAGUGCCAGCCCUGAGGAGGAACAGGAGAAACCCAUCCUUGACAGGCCAACCAGGAUCUCCCAACCCGAAGACAGCAGGCAGCCCAGUAAUGUGAUCAGACAGCCUUUGGGUCCUGAUGGGUCACAAGGCUUCAAACAGCGCAGAUAAAUGCAGGCAAGAAAGGAUGCCGCUGCCGCCACCAUCGCCUCCUGGAUUGUCUGCCAUGGGUCGCACUGCCGUGGCAGACAUCUGGACUUGAGCAGAGGGAACGACCUGACUUACUUGCACUGUGAUCCCCCUUGCUCCGCCCACUGUGACCUUGAACCCCAUGCACUGUGACCUCUGCCUCCCCCCCUUCCCACUGUGAUUGGCGUGUUGACAAGGGCUGUCCUAAGUCAAUAGAAAGGGAAAGGGUGGGGAUUAGGGGAGGAUUGGGGGAACCUACCAAGGACUCAGAGUAGAGGGUCAGACAGUGCCACUUGGCCUCUUGGGGUAAAGCCAGUGCCAGCAAUAACAGUUUAUCAUGCUCAUUAAUUUGGGAUUUCAAAAGACAAAUGAAAACUCCCCCACCCACCCCAAGUGCAUGUCACCAUCACUUAAAAGGAAGUUCCAUUGAAAA
Microtus ochrogaster (prairie vole) is the source of this 932-nucleotide messenger RNA. It is a transcript of the gene Szrd1, whose product is annotated as SUZ RNA binding domain containing 1. NCBI's taxonomy places the organism in Eukaryota, Metazoa, Chordata, Mammalia, Rodentia, Cricetidae. The record is from RefSeq and is a predicted model, not a curated record.